This is a messenger RNA of Entrophospora candida, 4248 nucleotides long. The record is from the annotation of a GenBank genome assembly. NCBI's taxonomy places the organism in Eukaryota, Fungi, Glomeromycota, Glomeromycetes, Entrophosporales, Entrophosporaceae.
AUGGGAUCGAUUGAAGACGAAAAGGGUGAAUUGAAGCUGCACACUCAAAAUUUUAAACAUGUAGCAGAUAAUGAAUCAAUUUAUUCACGACAAAGUUCUAUUUAUAAUGGUUUAUCACAACGAAGGCAUUCAAAAAAUAAAAACUAUCCUUAUGUCGGCAAUCAUCCAGAUUGCCAAUACAUUGCGGCAAGUCAUGACGGUGAAUUCGUUGCAAGAUUUAAUUCUGAUACGUUCGAGUUGGAAUAUUACAAGACAGGAAAUAUUACAAAGACUUUUCCGAUAAAUAAUAAUAUUCAAAAAGAAUUAAAAUUGCAACAGAACCUGUGGUGGUCUUUAACAGUCUCAAAUACCGUAAAACUCGGCGAUAGUAAUGACGAUGUAUUAAUUGCUCUAUCGUGUUUCGAAGAUGAAGUCAUGAAGUCAUCCACCACCGAAUUCUACUCUUCAUCCGUCACAAGUGAUUAUGAAAAAGGCAACGGAAAUGAUUUUGAAGACUCGAUUAAGCCGAGAACUUGGGUAUUUUCUGCUGUCUAUAAAAAACAAAUCCAAACAACUAUUGACAAUAUCGGUGGCAUUGUAAGAUUUUUAGAUAAUGUUGCUUCGCCUCGUUCAAAUAAAGUCUCGGAUUCAAAUCUUGAAUUAGAGUUGAUAUUGAUGAAUUCCUCGGGGAUAUAUAAAUCAAUUAUUUAUCCACAACUCCAAUAUAAAAUUCCAAAGUGCAUCAUGAACUUGUACGAUGUCGAUUACAAAUCUCAUAAAGAAUUUUUAUUUCCUCCAACUGUUCAUCUCAAUAUUAAAAAAUUAUUUCAAGAUGAACCCUGUACAAAGUAUGUGGAAAGUUGUGUUGAUAAGAACUAUUUUUUCUCGGAAGAUUAUCGAGCUCAAAAAGUUGAUGUUUAUAAUUUGCAUACUGGAGACCUAGAAAUAUCGUUACAAAAACGUGUUCCAAUCACCAAAGCAUCAGCACUUUUGUCAUCAAACACUGCUGCUGCUUUCUCCACCUCCUCCACCACCGAUUCAAGACUUUGGUCCAAUUAUCUAUUAGGAAACGAAUCAAUAUUCUCUUUAUCAAAAUAUGAGAAUAUGAUUGCACAUUGUUCUAAUUCAAAUGUUAUCACUUUAUAUUUGGCUGAAAAUGGGUUAGAAAUUGCUACAAAACUUUUCCCACAAAUUUUCAGAAUUUUGUUUAUAACAUUUAUUGACGAUGACACUAAAUUAUUUGUUGUUGCACAAAAUUAUGAAGAUGGCAAAGAUAAAACAAAAUUUAUUACUACGAUUAUAAUUUGGGAUAUUUUUGGUACCAGUAACUUUUACCAAACAUUUGAUGCUGAUAAGGAUUCGAGUUUAGCGUGUUUAACGAACGCAAAUGAUAAAAAUUUUUUCACUUCUAGUUUUGGCAGAAUUUAUUCUUUAGAUGAAAAUGGUAAUUUGUUUUCCUUGUUGGAUCAUCCUGAUGUAUCUCACAUCUUGAAAAGUAAUGAAAUGUUACAAACUUAUUUUGAUGAUAUGACGCAGCUUCAAAUCAACAACAAUAAUGACAAUGAAGAUUAUCAUCAUAUGAUUUAUAAUUUGGAUAAAAGUUUUAGCAAUAUAAAAGAGAAUAAAGGUGUUUUAAUAAUUAACAAUACAGAACCUUGGAAUAACAAGAAAAAAUACAAGAGAAUUUCUGUAUUUCUAAAUGACGAGAGAACAACACAACUUAUCAUCGGAAGAACGACAAUUCAGGUUUGGCAAAUAAAAAUUACAAAAGUAAAGGAAACAAAAAAAAGAGUAUUGAAAUAUAUUUGGACAUCACUUGGAGGAUUUGACAUGGAAUCAAUUUCAAUUGGCAAAAAUAAAUUUUCUUUGAAAAUCUCGUUAUGUUCACUCAACUCACCGACCCAUACUAGCCAGCAUCUUAUUUAUUAUCCAAACAAUCCAAACACAAUAAAAGAUGCUUGUGAAGCACUUGAGUUUCUUUAUACUCAUAGAAAUCUAUGCAUUGGCCCAAAGAAUCAUCAAAGAUUUGAAGAUAUAUUCUAUAAUACUGAAAAACUUGCUUAUAGAUGUUUCAAAAAAUCACCAAGUUUAUGGAGGCUGAAUGAUAUUCGUCAUGAUAUCAUGGCUAAUUUGAUUAGAGGUCAUAAUAAUUCUUUGAUCAAGAAAAUCUUAUUUAAUGAUAAUGAUUUGGAUUAUAGUAAGCCAGCCUUAAAAAAUAAUAAAUACUAUUUGCAUACACCACGUUUAUAUAGAUGGCCAAAACAGAGAAAAACCACUGAUUUGGAAUUAGCAAUUGAUCAUACUAAAGCUCAUAAAGAUACUGCCAUAGUUGGAUUUUUAUUAGAAUAUUAUUCUAAUCAUGCAAUGGAAAAUGUUGGAUGGAUGUUUACUGUAGCUAAAGCAAUUCCAUUAUUAUUAAAUUGUAAUUUAGAAGUUUUGAUAGAUCGAUGUUUUAUUGAUACACUUGAAUUAAUGAAAGGCGAAAAAGAAAGUGUUGUUCCAUUAACUGCUAAACCAAGGUUACUUCAAAAAGCCACCAAAAAACCUCCAUUUUUUCAUUACUUAUUUUAUAGAAAAUCUGAAAUUGGCAAGUAUAUGGAAGAUGAUAAUGAGAUGGCAAAAUCGACAAGCGUUCGUAUUGUUCCAUUACCAGAUUUCUUUGUAUACCCAAAUGGUAUAAAAGAUGAAAAAUUGCACCCGACAAAAUUAAUCAAACGACUAUUGAAAUUAAUUUUUUGGCCACGUGGGUAUGUUAUAAAAGAAGAAUCAGAUCGCAGUCCAUUCUUAAAAGUGCUCAGACAAAAAAGAAAUGAGUUGAUGUAUAACAAUCCAUCAUUGGAAGCUUGUAUCAAAUUCAAAUUCUCAUCAGCAAAGCAUUAUUAUAUCAGACAUUUAAUCCAUUAUUUGUUCUAUGCACUCAUGAUAUCACUUCUACUUGGUUUGAUUGCUAUUCCUUACUCGGGUGAUGAAAAUAAUACUCCUACGUCAGAUUCUGCAAUUGAUUACUUAAAUGAGGCAUAUGAUCCAAAGGCGAGCUCUAUUCUUUUAGCUUUGACUGCAUAUAUUAGUUAUUACUUGUUAGCAAUAGAAAUAAUACAGGUUAAACAAGAUAAAAUCAAAAGAUAUUUGAAUUUUUAUAAUUUUACUGAUGCUAUAUCAGUCGUGUUGCCAUUUCUUGCAGUAUUUGGAAAUUAUGUUGUUAAUAUUAAAAAAUAUAGAGAUUCACUUAACUUUAUAUAUGGAAAUAAUUCUAGUAUUGGAGAUAUGUUUCAAUUUUUAUCGGAUAAUGAUAAUAAUGGUGUCUCUAAAACAAUAGCAAUUGUCAGUUCGUUUGUUGUGUUAAUUUUGUGGUUGGAAUUUUUAUUAUUAUUAAGAUUUUUUUCACGCCCUGCAUAUUUUAUCAAUCUUAUAAUUGAUAUAGUAAAAAGUAUUUGGCCAUUUUUGGUUUUCAUGCUGAUUGUAAUUUUUGGAUUCGGCCAUGCAAUGCACAUAUUAUUAAGGAAUGUAAAAGAGUUUGGUAUGAGUGCAACUCGUAAUUCUUUUAAUUUUCGUGAUAAGUCAGGAGGAGCACUUGAUGGCCCUUUCUCAAAUAUUACCAUUCAACAAGACUUUAAUGAACUUGAUGAAAGUGACAACUUUUUCGUUUCAUUUUUUAAAUCUGUGGAAGUUGUUUAUUUUUGGCCCACGGGUAGGUGGGAUCAAGUAGAUCACUGGGAUUUUUGGCCAGUUGAUGUGUUGUCUAUACGUGAAGGUGUAUUUGAAGAUGCCAACAAUAACGUAAAACAAAAAACUUUAAAAAUCAGAGCAGAUUUAUUAUCCGAUUAUGAGACAAUAGAAAAACCAUUUGGUAAUACUAGAGGAAAUCCUCGUUUCGUUUAUUAUGUCGGCAGAGCCGAUGACUUGGAAGAAUGGUCAUUACUUAGAAUGGAAAGUGAUGCUAGUACAGCAACUAGUAGCGAUUUUGAUAGUUUUGAUUAUAGAAAAUUUAAUAUUAGUCUUGGUGGAACUUUUAAAUAUGGAUUGAAAGCCUUUAAAAUUAUUGAUAUUGAAUUCAAUCAUAUCCUUAGUAACCGCAAAGACCAUUGUAGUAGUAGCAAUGAAUUUUUAUUAUUGGGAAGAGAAUCACCAUUAUCACCUACACCACUUUCAUCAUUACAAAAUGAAGUUAAUGAAAUGAAAAAAUUUGAAACUGAUGUUUCAAAUAGAAUUACCAAGAUUGAGAAUAGUUUAGAAGAAAUUAUUAAAUUAAUAAAAUCCAAACAAGCCUAA